UCCAGCCGUGCUGGGCGCCGGGCGCCGGGCGCGGGUGACAGCGGGCGGCCGGGCUGGCAGCCGCCGCCGCCAAGCGGGGACGAGGCGGGCGCUCGGCCUGGGCAGCGCCGGGACCCGCCUAUUGUUCGCCGUGGCACGGGCUCCCGGGAGCCGCUGCUGAGCCGGGGCACGGGCAGGGGCAGCCGCGGAGGAAGGAUGUCGGUGGCGGGGCUGAAGAAGCAGUUCCACAAAGCCAGCCAGUUGUUCAGUGAAAAAAUCAGUGGGGCAGAAGGAACAAAACUAGAUGAAGAGUUUCAAGAAAUGGAAAGGAAAAUUGAUAUCACCAAUAAAGCAGUAGCAGAGCUUCUGUCCAAAUCCACAGAGUACCUUCAACCAAAUCCUGCAUACAGAGCUAAGCUGGGAAUGCUGAACACCGUGUCAAAAAUCAGAGGCCAAGUUAAAACCACAGGAUAUCCCCAAACAGAAGGGCUACUAGGGGACUGUAUGCUGCGGUUUGGCAGAGAACUUGGAGAUGAUUCUACAUUUGGCCUUGCACUGAUGGAUGUUGGUGAAAGCAUGAAGCAGAUGGCAGAGGUGAAGGACUCUCUUGAUAUCAAUGUCAAACAAAACUUCAUUGAUCCUCUGCAAUUAUUACAGGACAAAGACUUAAAAGAGAUUGGGCAUCAUCUGAAGAAACUAGAAGGCCGGCGUUUGGAUUAUGAUUAUAAAAAGAAGCGCCUAGGAAAGAUACCAGAUGAAGAAGUUAAACAAGCGGUAGAAAAAUUUGAGGAGUCAAAAGAGCUGGCAGAAAGAAGCAUGUUCAACUUCUUAGAAAAUGAUGUAGAGCAAGUUAGCCAGUUGGCAGUGUUUGCAGAAGCAGCGCUAGACUACCAUAAACAAUCCACGGAGAUUCUGGAGGAACUGCAAAGCAAGCUGCAAAACCGAAUAAAUGUAGCAUCUAGUCAGCCUAAACGUGACUUCAGACCAAAGCCUGUAAUAACAACAACUCUGGAAAUUGGUGAUAAUCAGCAGCACAAUGGGAUUUCAUACAGUUCUUCAGUAAAAUCAUCAGCGCUGGAGUCUGUUGUCGGUGGCCAGCUUCCUCCAGGGCAAUGUCCGGAUCUCCAGAAGGGGGUCGCCUGCUUGUCCUUCUGUCUCGGUUCUUCAAUGCACAUGGAUCAACCUUGCUGCCAGGCUCUGUAUGACUUUGAGCCAGAAAAUGAAGGUGAACUUGGUUUUAAGGAAGGGGACAUCAUUACUUUAACCAAUCAAAUUGAUGAAAACUGGUAUGAAGGGAUGUUAAAUGGAGAGUCUGGCUUUUUCCCCAUUAACUAUGUUGAAGUGCUGGUAUCCUUGCCUCAAUGAAUAUGUCAUCCAAGCUGUGAACAUCCUUUCAUGACUGAAAUGGAUUCACAAAUGUUCUAUCAGUGUGGCAUUCUGUGAAAGCCUUGCUCUUUGACCGACUUACUGACUUUUGUAUGCUUUUUUUUUUAAAUGUAUUUAUUUUGUAUUCAAGAACAUUACCUUCCUUGGUUACAUGAAAAUGCAAAAAAACCGUAGACCCAGUUUUUUUGCUUUGUGCCUUGAAGAUCACUGUUUGAAGUGUUCACUGGUAGCUCACUGUUGCUCCAACAAUGCAUUUCUUUGCUCCUUACUGUAUGUAGAUCCUUUUAUUAUUAUUAUUAUUUUAAAAAUUGCUUGGGCUGCAAUGAUUUUACUAUUGAAAACCAUUUUUAAGAAUACUGUGAGUGAAGCUAACUGUAACCAGUUCCUAAGAGUUACUGAUGUCAUUGAGCCUUUUUCAUCCAUCACAAUGUAACUUAAUUGUGAACUUAAUCCAUGUUUCACAUUGUAUGUUGACAAAAGGCGAAGUGGUUGUUGUCAGUCUUAAGACGUUGUUGUACUAAGUACAAGGUCUGAGUUGCAUAUUCCUAAAAUUUACUGACCAAACUUAAUAAACAUUACUGUGGUAGAAACACGACUGCUGCAGAUGCUUA
Molecule: messenger RNA, 1976 nt
Organism: Alligator mississippiensis (American alligator)
Lineage: Eukaryota; Metazoa; Chordata; Crocodylia; Alligatoridae
Gene: SH3GL3
Product: SH3 domain containing GRB2 like 3, endophilin A3
Exons: 10
Coding region: 196-1344 (382 amino acids)
Biological process (GO): synaptic vesicle uncoating; endocytosis
Cellular component (GO): cytoplasm; glutamatergic synapse; presynapse
Molecular function (GO): protein binding
Source: RefSeq, a predicted model, not a curated record